CGUGUGCUCGUGUCCAGCGAUCUGUUUCUCAGUUAUAACAAAAUCCAGCCUAUCUUCGGUCUAUGUAGGUCGGUAAUUUGGCUACGAUGUCCAAAUAAACCUAUGGGAGCGCGGGCCUGCUACAGGUCACCUGUAGAUUAUGUGUGUCUUAAUGGUAUUGGCGUGGGUUUAGCGACGAAUCAUCGACAAGGCGAUACACUGCGGCGCACUUGUUAGUUAGACUCCAUUGCAGAAGCUGAUAAUCAAGUGCGGUACAUUUGGUCGAUGGGGAUCAACGCAUCGGGUAAGAACACGUCACGGUAGCGCGUAUCUCGAACUUGCUAAAACCUUUGGGUUAUCGAAACGUACAUUGUGCAUCGGCGGUGACGUCGUAGAAGAUUAGGCUGACUUGAUGCGUUUGGCUGUAGCAGACGAAGAUCUUCUUCGCUCGAGUAGUGCGGAAAAAAAUCUCCUCAGGUCUCCGGAAUCCGUUUAUAUCAAGUACUGCUUCUUGCGUAUUAAAUGUGCUAUGCUGAAAUAAUCCGAUCAUGCUGGCACACUGAGGCGGCAUGCGUUGUUUAAAUACAUAUUAUUGUCGCACAUAUAUGUCUUCAUCAUUACUCUAGUUUGUUCGUUGAAUGUGGUACCCUUCGGGGGUUAGGCGUAGUUCUAGAGUUUGUUUUUGGUGAGAUGCCUUGGCUGGUGCUGGAGGUGACGAGUACGAAGUGAAUUUUACGUCGAAAAAAGUGGCCGCUAGAACAUUAUAAUAAAGAGGACGAGUUAGUCGCUCGAGGUGGUCAAAAAAAUCUAGGGGAACCUGUAGGAAUUGAAUGCGUGACGACGGUGAUGAAGUGCUGUGUCAUUUAGCUAAUUAGCUAUGAGAGUGAGUGCGCAAUUUUACAAAACAAAGAUAAUUAGAGAGAAGCAGCGAACCAAAAAAGAAGUAGUAGGUUAAAGGAACACGCAAGUAUAAAUUCAGUACCCGCUUGUCCGUUCGAUUUGUGCGGUUGGUGCGCAUUUGGUUGCAGACUCUCUGGAUACCUAUACGAGAUCUCCUCUAGGAAGCUUUUUCUUCAAACAAGACCAAGAACAUAUUGAAUGACACGAUAAGCUUACUGUACUAAACUAGCAGGAGCAGCGAAAAUAAACUAACAUAAUACAGAUAGAGCAAACACAAAGCGAGAGGGCGAAAUAGUGUGAGUGGUAAAAAACACUUGUUUAAAUAGACGAAUAAGCAAAGAAAUCUAUUGCGUCGACGUCAUAUUGAAAAACAAGGAUUCAGGAUCACUAAUGGAACCAUUAUUAGUGGCGCUGGAACACCCGCACAGUUGAGAUAGGUCCUGAACAUCCUUCAUCCUCAUGGGCACUCAAGCCCUUUGGCUGCGCGCACGCAGCUCGCGCUGGCAACUCCGAUCGGCAUUGGCAUUGAGAGGCCGUGCUAAUGUUUGCCCUCGGCCAGGUGCAGGAAAUACAGGGGUUGCAGUCAAGCCAGUGCAACCCUCGCGAGCGACAGCUAGCACAAGAAGCACCCUAAGGCAGUUCUUCUGCCGACAAGUCUUCACGCUACUCGUCAUCAUAAUGCUUUUAAGCCCAAAUGCCAACGACACACACGCUGGAGUGCACGCUGGACCGCCGUCUUGCAGAAUGGAGUUUGAUAGUACCGCCAGCAAGCAGGGUAACUUCAGCUCUCCUGCAUACCCAAAUAAUUAUCCGGAAAACAUGGAGUGCUAUUACACCUUCAAAGGCCAAGAAUCGGAAACUCUUCGUAUUACCUUCUACGAGUUCGAGCUAGAAGAACCCUUCCAGAAAGGGUGCCUAAAUGAUUUUGUCGACAUCUCCACAAUCAGUGUAGCAAACGUCAAGCAGCUGGUCGGGCGCUUCUGCGGCACGUACGUGCCCGUACCGCUGCUCACGAUGAAGCCACGAAUGGAGAUUAUCUUCAAGGCUAACCAUGCCCGGUCCGCCAAAGGAUUCUUCGGGCAUUACGAGUUCACUGACGAGAGUUCCGUACCGCCUCCGCCGUCAUCCAACCUAACAGGUUGUGGGGGUACCUUAAGCGGUGUCGGAGGUAUACUCACCUCACCUUAUUAUCCACAUUCUUUCCCUAAAGAUGUUGACUGCGCGUGGCUCAUACGCGUCGAUUAUGAUAAACAUAUCUACCUGCGAGUGCUCGAGCUGCAACUAAAAGGGAGUAUCGCGAACUGUGGUGAGGCAGAACUUGCUAUCUAUGACGGCUAUUCGAAUAUUGAUGUCAAUCCGGUACCGUUGAAGCGAUACUGCGGUGACUUGAAGUACUACAAGAAUACCGAGGAAAAAACUCAGCUGUCACGUCGGAACCGUGUCGUGGUCCGGUUACGGACAACGGUAGCGUCGCCACAGCGGCACGAGGGUGAUAUCAUUGGCUUCAAAUUAGUCUGGACAGCUGUUACGUUUGCCGACCAGUGCGAACAAUUUACCUGUGGAAAGAGUCAGUACUGCGUGAACACCGAGAGCGGGACGUGUAACAUGUCGCUGACCAAGAAUUAUUGCAUCGAUCGUACGCUUCAGUGUGAUGGCGUGCCUAACUGCAGCGGUGAGGACUCAUCAGACGAGGAUAAAUGUCGUCUUCCGUUGUUAGCCGGAUGUGGAGCUGCUAGUGGUGUAUUAGCACUCAUUGUCCUCGUUUCGCUCACUUGCGUGAAAAAAAACCGGCCAUCGAAGAUGGAGCAUGAUCUGGACCUGAGUAUGGCCAGUAUGGAGCGGUCGUUGUCGGUCGCCUCACGCCGUUAUUCCAUGGCUAUGGGACUUGGCAUGGGCGGAAUAGGUCCCAUGGGUGGAUUCGGCCAUGGUUUCGGCAGUAUGGGACCCAUGACCCAUGGGGUUCCCGGUCACGCUAUGGUGGGCGGGACCGGAUCCUGUGUGCUUCACAACAACCUUAACAACAUACAGAACAUCUCGACCUAUGACGAUGCACUACCGACGAAGGUUGCACACUUUACGCCCGAUCCACCUGGCGUUGGACGCAGACACCUUACCGAUGUCUAGUAAAUAAAUAGUUACAUUACUGUUCUCACCCCUUUGAAUUACGUGUCGUGUACAUUAACUUUCAGCACGAGUACGAUACAAAAAAAACGACGGAAAACUGCUGUAAUAGGCAUACAAGGCCAAAAACAAUGCUAACAACAUCACGGCAAAAGAAAACGACAAUAGAAUGUAACUCACUGGUCGUGCACCAUGCCGGCUUUACAAAGGUUGCGUGUAAUACUAUCAAGGAGUUUUCUACACGAUGAUCGAAAACAUUCCGAAAGGGACGCUGUUAAAAUGGUCGUUAACUGAGAGCGGUAUCUAUUUAAUUAUAUAAUUUCUUCGAACUAGCUACAAUGAGUGAACUCUUCGUUGUUAACUGAUACAAGUUAGGCUUUUCUUAUUCGAUUACCUUUCAGACGAUCUAAGAAACCAGCCAGGCAUCAUCGUGUAUCACUAGUGUUGCUAUCAUGAAACGUUAAGAUUAAGUAAGGGGGAUAUUUGGUUGGAACUGAGGCAGUAAAUGGGCGUUAGACGACAAUUCACAGGCCGGCACAGACAAACUUCCAGACAGCGACGCGCUGACACAAACGAGCCGACGAAAGUUUUGUGUCUUGGAACGGGCGCUGCAUUGAAACACACGCACUAUCACAGAGACUCACGAAGUAAUGCAUACGUGAUGUUAAUUUUGUGUAAGCCGAUGCAUGAAUAAAGCAAGGAUGCGAUAGAGUAUUUAGAAAAGACACAAAAACUCAGAGACGAUCGAGGCUUUGAAGCAAUUUCUUCAUUAUUUCUUCAACUCGGCUUUAGGGUUUGAAGGCGUUUGCAGGGUGCCUUCUAGCGACGGUAGCGAUCAUGCUUAUCACUCAAGGCCAAACGCAAUUAAGUUAAGCACUCACACGGGAUCAUUCAUGAUCGCGAUCACAAACGAUUACCCCUGGGUUAGCGUUUAGCCAGUAAAUUUUCACGAGCAGGAACAACACCAUGAAUUAACAUUUGAAGGACCUACUUGCAAAAGGUAGACUUUGUGUAUCGAUAGAUUGUGGGUAUUACAACGUCUACCAAAUAGACGUGUAAUCGGUAGUAACACGAUUAGACGCAAAUGCAGCCUGAGCCGUAUGCGAGUACCCUAGAAAGGAAUCCAGGUCUCUAUAUAUAUUGAGUUUGAUUGAACUGUUCCACAAGAGAAACGAAGAAGAUCGAAAUAGAACUGCAAAAAAUCACCGGGUCACGGACUAACAGAACAGGACGUGUAUAACCGGAUAGCAAAAAAAAAAAGACGCAGACGGGUGAGCUUGCAGUAGAGACUCAAGUUUUCUGCAACCUUGUCCAUAGUACGAUCAUUUGAGGGAGCAGAGAGACCUGAUAGAAGUCCUCCGCCCACUGGCGUCCGGGAGCUGUCGUUUAGCUACUGCGAUCACUGGUGCUGCUCUUUCAUCAUGGUAGUAGUAGUAGAUUGUGUCGCACCUCAAAAACAGGAGUCAGAAGGCAGCGGAGGAGACCUAGGAAAGGAGUUGGAGAGUAUUAGGGGCGCGGAAAUUGUGAGGGGCUCGCAAGAUCCUUCAUUUCUUGUCCUCCACGUUCUCUCUAUCAUGUGUCCCUCAUAGCUGUCUGUUACCCCGAUCUGACGUAAGCGAGUGUAAAAUGACGGAAAAAGAGGCUAUCUGGGUUUGCGACGUCGCCUGAGGCCUCUAGGCUACGAGGACAACGGGUCCGUAGUGAAAAUGGCUUCUGUUCAGGCAGAGCAAAUAAGAGCGGGAGUCUAACUAGAGAACGACCGUAGUCCUCCUAUAGGACAACCGGGGUAGGAGGAUGAGCCUCGCAAAAGAGCGCCGAGAAACCAGACCACCCUAGGCAUCAUCACCACCGCAAUCACAAGAGUUGUGUACCGUUGAUGGCUGGAAGCCGUGGUCGUCGUGGUACUCGAAGCUGGAGCCUGUCGGACUACGGCUAGUGCGCUGUUCGACAAAAGCCGUGAUAUUGUUCCGUUGCAUUGUACCGCUUCUAUACAUCGAAGGUAACAAUAAAACGGAGAGGAGGAAGUGAGCAGAGGAACUUCUCGAGAGUAGACGACAGAAAAGGACGAACGUCAUCAGACCGUCUAGUUGGCUUGGAGCUACAACAACUGGGAUCACUGCCUUGCUAACCAGUCAACGUGGGGUUUCCAUGCAAAAAAACGUAAUGUAGCCCUAAAGAUCAGAUAAAGUCGGAUUGAUGUUUAAAGAAGAGUUAGAAGUAAAAAAUAGGCUAGAAAAAAAUAGAAUAUUUAAAUGAUCAAGGUAUAAAAACGAGUAAUCGGGUCGGAAUUUUGCCAAAGGGAAUACGUUGCAGGUCUGAACUGGAAUCUCUCGGCAUCAAUAAGCCUGCGAACUUGUGGCAUGAAAAAAUUGUACUGCAGCGGUAUACAUACAUUUAAAAGCAAAUAAUGGCGACGUACACGAUAUUAGAUAAUAAUAAAAUGUGAGUACGCAGGGGAAAGGUUGUGUUGGCUCAAGUAUGAACAUAAUAAAAAUAUACCCACACAUAUUACAAAUGCCAACGGCACACGAAAACAUACAUGCUUAUUUUAAAGGUUUGUUUUUAGUCAACAGGCGGAUCAGUGCCUUGAAUGCCCCCGCAGACCUCUUCUAGACCCACGAUAGCGCCAUCCAAAUACUAACAUGACAUAUGACACAAAUAGAGCUGAAAUAUAUUCUAUUCAUUUUCUAGCUCAAUUAACUAAGUUUAGAACGAAACGUGGUAUGAGUCAACGAGUGGAUAUCUUACCCGAAAAGUUCGUCAAUGACUAUACAUUAGUAAUAGCAAAAUGCACUUUCUACGAGACCCGGAGGCUUCUCAUAAAGUGAGCUACUUGUUCUAACAGGGCUUAUUAAGUUAAAACGUGAUCCUUUGAAGUGUGAAGCAGCGAGUUAUAUUAUGACAGUUGUUUAAAUGUCGAAUUGUGAUGAUUUAUUGGAACAUUUUUUGAGUCUUGUUGUCAGCGUAAGUUCAUAUAGGAUCUUCAGCUACCGGUUAUCUUACCGGAGUUUUUUUUGUUCUCCUUUUAAACUUGAUGAGUCUAUAUGAAAUCAUAAGAGAAUAGUAUUUCUAUGCUAGUGGUACUGAGUCUUAUCGCUUUCAUUCUGUCAAUAUAGUUCAGACUUUCAUCUAAUUUAGCCGCGCAACUAAUCAAUAAAAGCUUCAUUGCGUACCCGUUAUCUCUGGGUACCAGGGUCUAACAGGCGGAAUGAAUAUGGACGCUGAUUUAUUAAAAUCAGCGCACGGUCUUCACGAGCGAAAUGGAGUAUUGCAUCAUUUCUAAAUUGCGUUAGGUUCUCGCCUAGCAGUUAGCGCAGAAAGCACUUCUUUUUAAGAUUUACAUAUAAAAACGGUGACUGUCGUGUAUAAUCACUAAGGACACGCUGCGCUUUAUAUAAAAAGCAUGCACAUAAGUGCACGUAGAAAAGGAUAGAGAGAUCGUGGUGUACGGACACACGCGUAGGUACUCACACGUACACAGAAACAGGGAUUUUACACGGACAACACACGGUAGACAUAUGGAUUCAGCAUGUUCUGUAUGUAUUCGGUAUGUCGACAAGUGAAACCAUCUGAUCGUAACUGAUUUUAACUCGAGUAUCUGUAGCAGCAGUACUAUAUAUACAAAUACAAUUAAUAAUAAUUAUUACAGAAUCAUGAUAAUGAUAUCGAUGCUACAUGAACAUUGUAGUAAAACCAGAUCGCCGGAAACGUUUACUACAUUUGCUUCCCGCCAAAAAAUCAAACCGGUAAAGGGAGCCUAUUGUCUGACGGACAGUGGAAAAAAAUCAACGUAGAUGUUCCGUGUCAGUCGAUGUCUUCCCCUGCGACGGCCACCAAUCACGAUGCUGAUGCUAGAAGACACCGACAAUUGUGGCAGUAAACAGACAAAAAAAGAACGAACAGUUUCUGCGUGACGUUUGUACCAGUUACACAGACAAUAGAGAAUACAAAGAUACUGCUACUGCUCAUGUGGAUGGGCUCCUGUAUGAUAUUCACGUGAUGAGAGUACUAUACGACGGUAUUGCGUAAACACGACGAAAAAAAAGGAGAAGAUUGAUACAAAUUCACAAAAAAAAAAAGAAUAAAAAAUACGUGAAAAGUGGCAGUCGAACACGAACGAUUAAAAAAUAACAAAUAUGUAACAAACAUUGUCUACAAUGAACGGAUCGACUGGGAUGGAUGCAAAAAAAAACAAAGGACAGAACGAUCUCAUUAAAACGGGAUAAAGACCUCACAAACAACUGAUUUUGCUAUUACUAUAGAUACAUUUAUUCCAACAAAUUAGAACGAUCAACGAAGAUUAUUGAUUAUUACUACUUCUAUGAUUAGUAAUGCUACAUAGUAAUUGAUAGAGUACGCACAAAAAAAAAAAACAGAAAACAGUGGUUUAUCUCAGUUUGAUGUCCUUGUUAGUAGGAUUGUGAUUGAGCGACACUUGAGAACUGACGGAUGAGGAUCGUCCAGUGACGACAAACUAAUGAAUUAAUUGACUGUAAUAAACCGAUGGAUUAGUAAAUAGAUGUAGGGAAAAAAAUUAGGUAGGCAGAGGUGGAAUUGAAACGUCGACAAAAACAAAAAUGAUAAUAAUAAAUACGUUUGUUACUAAAAUAGUCGAUGCUUUAUUAUUAAGUAAAUAUAUAAAGAAAAACAGGACGUGUGCUCUAUGGAAGAUGUUCAUGAGCUACACA
Molecule: messenger RNA, 7688 nt
Organism: Varroa destructor (honeybee mite)
Lineage: Eukaryota; Metazoa; Arthropoda; Arachnida; Mesostigmata; Varroidae
Product: neuropilin and tolloid-like protein 2
Cellular component (GO): plasma membrane
Molecular function (GO): protein binding
Source: RefSeq, a predicted model, not a curated record